AAUAGCGGAAGUGUCCUUGCUUAACAAUGAGAUGAGCAGGAGAGGGGCAGGAAAGAGAGGGGGCAAAAAGUGAAAGAUCUGCCCCAAUCCCACACUGGACUUUUCACCAAACUGAUCUCUUCGACUAAGAUUAUUAUUAUUAUUUUUUUUUUGGGAAAACUUAUUUUAUUAAUCAGCUCCACUUGACUUUACAUGACCAUGGAAAUCGAGAAGGAAGUAAAAAAGAUGACCCUGGGCCAUGAGAUUGGAGCCGGAGCACCGUGUCUGAAAUGCAAGGACAAGUGCGAGGGCUUUGAUCUUCACUUCUGGAGAAAGAUCUGCCGCAACUGCAAGUGCGGGUUAGAGGAUCAUGACGUGCAGCUGCAGAUGGAAGAGAACCAGAAGGUGGGGCGGCUUUUCGAAGACACCAAGUACACGAGCCUCAUGGCCAAGCUGAAGAGAGACGGAGUGCCUUCGUACCAAGGCAGCCAGCUCACCAUAACCAUCAGCACGCCUGCUAUUGGUUCUGCGGUACCUGUUCCAGUGGCUGGUACUGCGGGUAUAGUGAGUCCUGCCUAUUCCCAAGGUGUCCCCGGCCACGGCGCCCCCUCUGUCCCCGGCCACGGCGCCCCCUCUGUCCCCGGCCACGACGCCCCCUCGGUCCCCGGCCACGGCGCCCCCUCGGUCCCCGGCCAGGGUGCUCCAUCUGCUGCAGGCCAAGGUUUCCCCUCUGUGCCCGGCGCCUCCUUUGCUGCAGGUCAAGGUAUCCCUUCCGCUGCCCCUGUUGCUGCUGCUGUCACUCCUCCUGCCGUGGCAGCCAAAAAAAAUGUGGUCAAAGCUGUCACCUACGAGUGGGCUCCUCCAGGGGUUGAUCAGAACUUGGCUCUGCGUUACAUGGAGCUGCUGCCACCGGAGCGGCGGCCCAUAGCAGGCACUCAGGGAGCUGAUUAUCGCAAGAAGCAGAUGGCCAAACAGCUACCAGAGCAUGACCAGGACCCGGAGCGCUGCCACGAGCUCUCACCCGCUGAGGUCAAACAAAUGCAGCAGUAUGUGCGCAAGUACAAGGACGAGGCUCUGGGCAUCGGAGACCUGACCCUCCCGGAGGAGCUCGGCUCUCACGCAGGACCCCUUCAGAGCCCUGGCACCGGAGGCAAGCCUGGAGCGCCAGGGGACCAGGGCACGGCCGCCGUGGGGAAGGUCGGGAUCCCGGGGGCAGUAGGGGCUGUAAGCGGGGCCGGUCCUGCUGGUAACUACGCGUGUCAUCACUGUCAGCGUGUCAUGAACCGUGGCGACCCGGCUGUUUACGCAGAACGCGCCGGCUACGACAAGCUGUGGCACCCGGGAUGCUUCGUCUGCUGCACCUGCAACGAGCUGCUGGUGGAUAUGAUCUACUUCUGGAAGAAGGGCAAGCUGUACUGCGGCCGGCAUUACGGAGACAGCGAGAAGCCCCGAUGUGCCGGCUGUGAUGAGCUCAUCUUCAGCAACGAGUACACUCAGGCUGAGGGACAGAACUGGCACCUGAAGCACUUCUGCUGUUUUGACUGUGACUGUGUCCUGGCUGGAGAAACCUACGUCAUGGAGAACGACAAGCCGGUGUGCCAACCCUGCUACAUGAAGAACCACGCUGUGCACUGCACGUUGUGUAAGAAGCCGAUCGAGCCCGAGGCGCAGCGCGUGUCCUACGGCGAGCACCACUGGCACGCCGAGCCUCAGUGUUUUCAGUGCUUGGGCUGCUCCAAGUGCCUGGUGGGUCAGCGCUUCAUGGCCCUGCAGGGGAAACUGCUCUGCUCCGUCGAGUGCAAGAAGAAGGUCAUGGCGUCUUAGAGAACGACUCCAGAGCUGCACGACCAAGUCCUCACUUCAUAACCACUCCGUUUAUAACCACUGGCUUCCCCUUUAACUAUGUUUCAGGUUGUUUUCAGCAAGCACUUCUUCUUCUUCUUCUUCUUGUUUUUUCUUCUUUCUUUUAGUUCUACAUUGAAUAAGAACGUUAAUAUUCACACAAGUUCUUCAAAGCCAUGCACGGUUUUGCAUACGGCAGCCUGCAGGUAGGCAGCGAUACAGUAAAUGUAAAUCAGCUGACAGAGACAGAUCGCCUUCUGUAACAGCCCGAGUCUCCGCCCACACACUGUACAACACACGUCUCCGUCCUGCUGCUGUCUUACGACCCAACCCAGUAUUACACCAAUUCUAAACCUUCCAGACUUUUUACGAUGACUAAAAUCGCACUUUAUUUCGAUUUUUUUUCACUGUCCUGGCUUUGUAAUAUAAUAAAUAACUUGCAAAAGAAA
Messenger RNA from Pangasianodon hypophthalmus (striped catfish), 2270 nucleotides. RefSeq names its product testis derived transcript (3 LIM domains) (gene tes). Gene Ontology annotation, molecular function: zinc ion binding. The coding region runs from base 193 to 1803 and encodes 536 amino acids. The transcript is spliced from 7 exons. NCBI's taxonomy places the organism in Eukaryota, Metazoa, Chordata, Actinopteri, Siluriformes, Pangasiidae. The record is from RefSeq and is a predicted model, not a curated record.